Molecule: messenger RNA, 5072 nt
Organism: Acanthochromis polyacanthus (spiny chromis)
Lineage: Eukaryota; Metazoa; Chordata; Actinopteri; Pomacentridae
Product: vasoactive intestinal polypeptide receptor 2-like
Exons: 13
Coding region: 329-1801 (490 amino acids)
Biological process (GO): adenylate cyclase-modulating G protein-coupled receptor signaling pathway; cell surface receptor signaling pathway
Cellular component (GO): plasma membrane
Molecular function (GO): G protein-coupled peptide receptor activity; vasoactive intestinal polypeptide receptor activity; peptide hormone binding
Source: RefSeq, a predicted model, not a curated record
AGCCACAAAAAGAUUCAAAGCAACCACAAAAGACACAAAAUAACAACAGACUCAAAGCAGCAAAGAGACACUAAAUGACCACAAAAGACAUUAGAUCAUAAACAGAGAAUUUCUUUAAGUCGUUCUGGACAAUUUUGAGUCACUUUGGACAUUUUAAAUAAUUUGUUUUUAAUGCAUUGGACAUUUUGUUUUGUUUUUAUUGAUUUUAUGCCAAGUUUUCAGUCGUUCUGGACAUUUUAAAAUACAUUUUUUGUUAUUGUAUUGGACAUUUAGAUUUUUUAUUGACCUCUUUUCAAUUAUUUUGGACAAUUUCCGGUUUUGUUUUGUGAUGUUUAGUUUGAAAGUCAGCACCGGAAGUGAGUGUGCUGGUCGUUGGGAACUUGUCGGCUCUGCUCGGUGCCUCAGUCUGGACGCGGAUCAGCAGCAGAGAGACACGGACACACCGGGGAGGACCGGGAGCCAGGUGUUUGUUCCACCUGAGGCCGACAUGGAGAGGUUCCUGGUGGUCUGCUGCUGUCUGUGGACGCUUCCUCUGCUGGUUUUCUGUCGACAUCCGACCUGUAACUUCCUGCUGGAGGUGGAGAAGGACCAGGCGGAGUGUGUGAGGAGGCUGAAGGAGGAGGAAGCAGCCGGCCGACAGAAAGAACCCGGAUGCAGAGGAACUUGGGACAGCAUUGCAUGCUGGGAACCGACUGGGUUUGGAGAAACCGUCACCAUCGAGUGUCCUCGAGUCCUCAGGACCGUGUUCGGGAGAAACGGAAACAUCAGCAGAAACUGCACGGCUGCCGGAUGGUCGGAGGUUUUCCCCAACAUCAGCAGCGUCUGUGGGUCAGACACCAGCCAGAACAAGCUGCUCUUCUACCUGGUCGUACAGACGUUGUACACUCUGGGCCACAGCUUGUCUCUGAUCGCCCUCACCACCGGCAGCACCAUCCUCUGCCUCUUCCGGAAGCUCCACUGCACCAGGAACUACAUCCACCUCAACCUGUUCGUCUCCUUCAUCCUGAGGGCCGUGGCGGUGCUGGUGAAGGACGACAUCCUCUUCAACCGGACCUCGCAGUGCUCCAACCAACUGUCACUGGUGGGAUGCAAAGCCAGCCUGGUGUUCUUCCACUAUUUCAUCAUGGCCAACUUCUUCUGGCUGCUGGUGGAGGGUCUGUACCUCAGUGCUCUGCUGAUGUUCAUCUUCUCUGCAAACCGACACUUCAUCGUCUACAUGUUCAUCGGCUGGGGAAUCCCCACUGUGUUCGUCUCUGUGUGGGCGGUGACGAGGAUUUACCUGGAGGACACGGGGUGCUGGGAGAGGAACGACAACCCCAUACCCAACUGGGUGAUCAACGGACCCAUCGGAUUCUCCAUCUUGGUGAACUUCAUCCAGUUCAUCAGCAUCAUCUGGAUCUUGGUUCAGAAGCUCAGGUGUCCUGAUGUGGGCGGCAACGACCAAUCACAGUACAGGAGGCUGGCUAAGUCCACGUUGCUGCUCAUCCCUCUGUUUGGGAUCCACUACGUGGUCUUCAUCACGCUCAGCGAGUCCAUCGCCGAGGACUACAGGAUCUUCUUCGACCUGGCCCUGGGAUCCUUCCAGGGGCUGGUGGUGGCCAUCCUCUACUGCUUCCUGAACAGCGAGGUUCAGGCUGAGCUGAAGAGGAAGUGGCGCAGCAUGUGUCUGAACUGCCGUCUGAGCAGAAAUCAUCGCUUCAGCAGGAACUUCGCCUCCAGGAACGGGUCAGAACACAUGGUCCAGUUUCACCGCGACUCCAGAACCCAGUCCAUCCUGCAGUCUGAGACCACGGUGCUGUGAGAACGUUCCACCAGCACCGCCGUCGCCCCGGUCCAACACUGGCCCUGAAUCCUAGAGAACACGCUGUACGCUGAGACGAUGCACGGCUUUCUACGGUGGCUAGGAUUCUGGUCUCUGCAAGCCUUCAAGAGUCCCUCAAGUGGACCAAAACCUGUUUGCAUCCAGAGGUCCACCUCAGGUUUCUUUUCCAGCAUAGAGAUGUUUUGAUUGGGUUUGUAGGUGAACGUAGCUGCAUGGACCAAGAAAGACAGCUUCAUGUUUGUCCUGUUCUUCUGGGAUCUGUGUUCAUGGUGCAGGGAUCAGAUGUCUGAAUGUUGCAUGCAUUAAAUGGAUGUUUUUUUAAACUGGUGACAUCUCGGACUUUAGAUUGGGCUCGUUGCAAAAAACAGGACGGUUAAUCGUCACCAUCUUUAACAGGAACAAGGUCGCUGUGUCGAUACUCAGAUGUCUCGUUAAACAGUCGUGAUGGUGUGAUCGAAUGAUGAUGAGAACAGAAGAUAAAGAAAUAAAACAAAGUCAGUCUGGGCGGUUUGCAGCCAGGAUCAGACUCCAUGUCUGCUGCCCAUCAGUAGCUCGUUGGUGCUCCAAGCGAAGGAGUUUCUGGGAAUGAAAGAUGGAAAAAUGUCACGUAAGACGGACAGAUGGAUUGGAGCUUCUUCAGCAGGAAUGAAGGUGUCGUACCGGACUGUUGUGGAGCAGAACCAGAGCUCAGUAGAACCCUGACAUCUGGUCAGGAGCUCUAGAUAGCGACAGGAAGAUCCUCUGUAGGAUGACGGGACUCAUCAACCUGCCCUCAGAGGAUUCCUGGAAGCUGGGAGGAGAUCCUGGGGCAGAUCUACAACACUCUGGAGGGAUUUUAUAUCUCAUCUGGCCUUGGAACACGUCUGGACCUGAACCUGAACCCAGCCUGGUGCCACCCAGUCCAGCUGAGGACAAUCAGAAGAAGGUGGAUGGAUGAAUAUUAGGAAGGAAGAACCUGUCGUGCAGUGGUUAGUUAAUGUACCUGGUCUGGAUGUCAUAGCAGCCUUUAGUUUACAGACCAUAAUGUAGAAGAAACAGACAGCGCCCUCUAGUGGUCGCAGCACAAAGCAAGACUGAAACACGACAAAGUGCUGUUCAUUUCUGGUUUCUUCAACCAGCCGUUUCACAAAGAGACGUUCAGGUGUUUGAUUUGGAUGAUGUGAUGAGACGUAAAGAGUUCCACCUUUAAAGACGUCCUUUGGGUUUGGACAUUUGAUCAACGACAGUCUGAUGCUGCUGGAGGUAAAAGGGAGUUCCUCCUGAGGAAUCAUUGAAUUUCUGUCUCUAACAAUAACAGUAAUAAUAAUAAUAAUAAUGUAGGACUGUAGCAGCUAUCAGAACCAGCAGCAGCUUCUAAACACCACAGCUGUUUGUGUUUGAUGAAGUGAGAAGUUUUAACUUUUCCCUACAGUGAAGCGUUUGGUUGAAAUCCACCCAGUAGCUCUUCAUAUUACUGUAGAGAACGAUUCAGAAAUGUGUUCUGACCGGGUCCGGCUGUCUGUUCAUCAUUUUAAAACAUGUAUGAAUGACCUGCUGUCUCUAAGAGGUUCUGAACAUGAUCCACACUGAAGAUGUCAUUUAGAAAAGAAACCAGACCUUUUGUCCUCCGGACCGGUCAGGAUUUAUUUCACACAUCUGCAGUUAAACAGAAGCUCUUUACUAAUUCCUCAGCUGAUUUAUAAAUGCAGGAUUAAUGUGGAGAUCCUUCAGGAGGUUUGGGUUGAACCAGUGAAGCACCUGAAGACGAUGAAACAUGAAGGAACUGUAUUUGUCCAACAGAUAUCAGGUUAUUGUUUCUCAGAAAGAUUCAUUCAAGAGCAUUAAUGUGUUUAAACUUUAUCUGAAGGUUGUGCUUUCUUCCUGAAGUUCUCAACAGAAGCUCCGGAUCUCCUUUAGAUCUACAUCUCCUUCUGAUUCAUCUUCAGCUCCAAACUGUUCACUCAGUAAAGUCUUUUGUAGAAGAACCGUAGAUCCGAUUAUUUACCACUCAGUGGGCCUUCUGUCAUCUUUUAUCUGCUUUUAAUGAAGUGGUGACUACGGUAAACGUGUUUUUGGAAAACAUUUUACAUAUCACAAAACAAAAGUUCUGAAACAAAUUUACAUUUCAGAAAACAAUGCGAAACACUUUUUCAAUCUCCGACACAAUUUUACAAGUGGCGAAACACUUUUGCAAGUUCAGAAACAAAUUUACAAAUGAAAAUCAACCGGUAUAUCUGAACAUUCUUUGCUUUGCAGAAACUGAGGCUGCUGUGUCUGUGGAGGAUGUUUUGAUGUUUGCAACUGGGCUGACAUCACUCCCCCCUUCUGGCUUGGAACCACAAAUACGGUUCCUGGAUGACUCUCCAUUCCCGAUGGCAAAUACGUGCUCAAACUUGCUGAAAUUGCCACUCCUGGAUUCAUACAGUGUGUUUAAGUCACAAAUGGACUUUGGAAUUCAAAGUAGUCCAGGAUUUGGCUGUUUUUAAACCAUAUGACUGGAUGACCUCUAGAGCUUAGACCAGGCGUGAACUAACCGUGACGUCACCCGUUGGUUUCAACGCCGAGAAAAUGAAGCCUGGAUUUUGCUACUUCCUGGUCGCCGUUUUGGAUUUUUUGGAGCCAGUGACGUAAAAAGCGUCAUCAAACAGGCUGGACCGGAGAGCAACUAGGGACAGGAUUGGCUGAGGACUCUCUUAUCCCGCCCACAUUUUACCGCAGAGGCUUCUGUUGCUGUCUAUCAAGUAUAGCCACGCCCCCUGGCUCCGCCAACUUUAACGAUUUAUUUAAAAUUCAGUAUUGAUUUGUUUUAAGAUCGGCCACCUGAUCUCUCAUUUUGACCAUGAAAACUAACGGGAAAAAAAUCCUGAGCUGUAGAACAUCAGUCUAUCAAAUUUUAUUUUUUCCAAAAAUGAAUUGGGGUCUAUGGAGAAAAAGCUUUUUGGAGCCAACCUUAGCGGACGGCGUGAUAUUGCAAGUUUUUGACACUUCUGGGUGGGCUUCAUUUUUGGAGCCAGAUGCUACGUCCAUCUUUAUAUACAGUCUGUGGCUUAGACUCUGAAAAUGUUUUGUUCUAAACACACUGUUGUUCGUGCACUUAAAGGUGCGGUUCGGUCUCAGUCAAUUGUUUUAGAUCCAUGAUUUUAAACUGUGGUUGUUUAUGAACCACUGUUUUAUUCAUGUAUUCAGAUUCAUUUUAGAAUGAGAAAAAACCCCAAAAAGAUUUCAGGAGAUUUUGUUCUCUAUAAAAUGUAAUAAACAUAAUAAGAGGUUA